UUUAAUUAAGAUAUCAAAAUAGAUACCAUGGGGUUAUCCCUUUUCUUAUUGGUAUCCAUGUGUAUGCUUUCAAGUGUUCUGUUAUUUCAUGUUGUGGUUGCCAACAAUUUCUCUUCUUUGCUGCAAUCUUGCCAUGAAGAGGAGAGGUUUGCCUUGCUACAGUUCAAGGAAAGCUUUAUCAUCAAUUCAUCUGUUCCGAUCAUUGGUGCUAAUCCAAAGAUUUUAUCAUGGAAACUGGGUGGCAAAAAUAACAACUGCUGUUCAUGGGAUGGUGUCGAAUGUGAUGAGAAGACAGGUCAUGUGAUUGCUCUUGAUCUUAGUAGCAGUUGUCUCUAUGGCUCUAUCAACUCCACUAGUAGCCUCUUCCGUCUUGUUCAUCUUCAGAGGCUGAACCUUGCAAACAAUUACUUCAAUUACUCUCAAAUUCCUUCUGCCAUUAGGAAUUUUCCAAGGCUCAGGUAUCUUAACCUCUCUAACUCUAUCUUUUCUGGUGAAGUCCCAUAUGAAGUUUCACUGUUGUCAAAGUUGUCAACCCUUGAUCUAUCUUUCAAUUUUGAUAGAUCAAGGGUUGGCUCUGUCUUUCCUGGUGAAACAUUGUUGAAACUGAAUGCAUCCACUAUGAGAAGACUAGUUCAAAACUUAACCAGUCUUCAAAAGCUUCAUCUCAGUUUCAUCAACAUAUCCUCGCCAGUACCCAACUCCAUAGCAAAUUUAUCGUUUUUGACAUCUCUCCUCCUUGAAGAUUGUGCGCUCUUUGGUGAACUCCCCAUAAGAAUUUUUAAAUUGCAAAACUUAAAAACUCUUAGUGUGAGGUUCAACCAAAAUCUCGUUGGUCAUGUGCCUGAAUUUAAUAGAAGUAGUCCUCUCAUGUCACUGGAUAUCAGUGGAUGCAGUUUCUCAGGGGUGAUUCCAUUUUCAGUUGGUAAUCUUAAGCAGCUCAAUUAUUUGCGCCUUUCAGAAAAUAGAUUUACUGGUCCAGUCCCUGCAUCCUUAGCAAACCUCACCCAACUUGUAAAAUUAGCACUUUGUUAUAAUAAUCUUAGUGCUGGUCCCUUGUCUUGGGUUGGUAAGCAAACCAAACUUGCUAGUCUAGGACUUCGAGGCAUCAAUUUAAGUGGUUACAUCCCGUCUUCUCUUAGCAACCUCACAGAGCUCAAUUAUCUUAACCUUGGUGUUAAUGAGCUAACCGGCCCAAUCCCAUCUUCGCUAGGUAACCUUAGCAGACUAGUUGGCAUAGAACUUGGUCAAAAUAAAUUUUAUGGACCAAUUCCCGAGUUAUUCUACAAUUUCAUAAACCUCCGAACCCUUUCACUAUAUAGCAAUAGUCUGAGCGGUGUUGUGGAGUUUGACAGGUUUCUCAAGUUACAAAAUGUCACCGAAAUCAUGUUAUCUGAUAACAAAUUGGAGUUGCUCACUGAGUCCAGAUCUCCAAAUGCAAGUGUUCCACAGCUCAGUGUCCUAGGGUUGAGAUCAUGCAGCGUAAGAGAGUUUCCAGAUUUCCUAAGAUUCCAACAAAAAUUGCAGUGGCUGGACCUUGCUGCAAACAAUUUGCAGGGGCCAGUACCGAAAUGGAUAUGGAACACAAGCACUGAAACUUUGCAGAUGCUGCUCAUUCAUGACAACUUCCUUUCAGGCUUUGGCCAACCUCAAGCUGACCAACAUCUAGUUGUUCUUCCCUGGCUUAACUUACGUAUGUUGUGCUUUUCGCACAACUCCUUAGAGGGACCCUUACCAAUACCUCCACCAUGCAUCGAAAUUUAUGAUGUUUCGGCUAACCAACUAUCUGGAGAAAUUUUACCAUUGAUCUGCCAUCUGACUUCUCUUCAGUUGCUUGACUUGUCAAACAACAAGUUGAGUGGCAUGCUUCCACAGUGUCUUGGAUACUUUAGUGACUAUCUGAAGGUCUUAAGACUUGGAAACAACUCUUUUCAAGGCAUUCUUCCCCAAAUAUACAGCCAGAGAAGCAUACUCAAGAUGAUUGAUGUUAGUCACAACCAAUUACAUGGGCAAUUACCGAGGUCAUUGGCGAAUUGUGUAAUGCUCGAGUUUCUUGGUCUCUCAAACAAUUAUUUUAGUGAUGUAUUCCCUUUUUGGUUGGGGACUCUUCCGGAGUUAAAAGUUUUAGCAUUGCGCAAUAAUGGCUUCCGUGGUGUGUUAGGAAAGCCUGAAUACAGUCGUGGUUUCCCCAAGUUGAGCAUUUUUGAUUUGUCUUACAAUAAUUUCACAGGUCCGUUUCUGAUUGACUACAUCUUUUCUAAGAAUGCUAUGAUGAGAGUGGACAUCAGUGUAAACCAGUCGACAUAUAUGAAGGCAGACAUUAAUUAUGGGGACAAUGGCUUGAUUACUUCUUUUGCCUACUCAAUAAGCAUUGCAGUUAAAGGUUUGGAGUUGUACUAUCCACGGCUUCAAGAAGCCUUUGCAGUCAUUGAUAUCUCAAGCAAUAGAUUUGAAGGGAGGAUACAUGAAUUCAUUGGGAAUCUAAAAGGGCUUCGCUCUCUCAACGUCUCAAAUAACAUUUUCACUGGUUCCAUUCCAUCGUUCUUGGGGAACUUAACACUGCUUGAAUCAUUGGAUGUUUCCCAAAACAAGCUCUCAGGGGAGAUUCCUCAGCAAUUGGUGAAGCUCACUUUCCUUGCCAAGUUCAAUGUUUCCCACAACAAGCUCACCGGUCCUAUACCACAUGGAACCCAACUUACCUCUUUCGACAUGACUUCCUACGAGUGCAACUCAGGAUUGUGUGGAGAUCCAUUGCCAGAGAAAUGUGGAAAUCCUUCCCUUCCACCUUCAAGUGUAGAAGAAAAUGAUCCAAUUGAAUUUGAUUGGAAGUUUGUUGUUGCGGGGUUUGGAAGUGGGUUGGUUGUAGGAGUAGUUCUUGCGGACCUUUUGAUCACAAGGUUUCGUGAACGGUUUAUCAAGAUUGUUGGAAUGAUCACACAAAUGAAAAGGAGAAGACAGAGGAGAAACUAAAAUUGAUGAGACGUCUAUUACAAGGUUAUGUUUUUUCUUCUGUUUGCCUUUUUUUUUUUUUUUUUUGCUUUUGCUUCCCUGUACCCUUGCCUUAUGUCUGCUGUUUGUACUUAUAAUUUGAUUGAUGGAUGCAUUAGCAACCAGAGUAGUACUAGUUGUUAUAUAGACGAACAAGUAACCUAUGCAAAUAAAUAUUUCAGAAUGUUCCACAUAAUGAUUGUAUUACUUACCUCUAGAUAGAUAAGACUUGUGUAAUGUGCUUAAUCUAUACUAUAUUUAAGAGAAUAAGGCUUACUAUG
Rosa rugosa (rugosa rose) is the source of this 3266-nucleotide messenger RNA. Its product is annotated as receptor-like protein 6. NCBI's taxonomy places the organism in Eukaryota, Viridiplantae, Streptophyta, Magnoliopsida, Rosales, Rosaceae. The record is from RefSeq and is a predicted model, not a curated record. The transcript has a single exon. Gene Ontology annotation, molecular function: protein binding. Bases 28 to 2967 code for a protein of 979 amino acids.